GGGGGACGCAGAGAUUACCUCGUACAAUUGGAGUGUCUUUGGCAAAAGAACUAAUCUUCUCUGCACGUGUUGUAGAUGGUGAGGAAGCAAAGUCAAUAGGAUUGAUUAGCCAUGUGGUAGAACAGAAUGAAGCAGGGGAUGCUGCUUACAGAAGAGCAUUAGCUCUGGCGAGAGAAUUUUUACCUCAGGGACCAGUAGCAAUGAGAGUUGCAAAGCUGGCAAUCAAUCAGGGGAUGGAGGUUGACUUAGUAACAGGUUUAGCAAUUGAAGAAGCUUGUUAUGCUCAGACUAUUCCAACAAAAGAUAGAAUUGAAGGUCUUCUUGCGUUUAAGGAGAAAAGACCUCCUCGCUACAAGGGAGAAUAAAAGAAACUGAUGCCUUUAAAAUACAGUGGGAUAAAAGUACUGCUGUGAGGACCAUUAAGGUGCACUUUGCAUCCGCACAUGGAAUAUCAUAACCACCAAAGUAAAAGCAAAUCAGACUGAUGUUACAACAUUUUGAAUGUGUCCGUAUUUGUACUGGGCCUAGAUAGAAGUGUGCGUCAACUCAUGCUCAUUAUAGUUUCUGAAGGUUGAUCUCUGUCUUGGCAAGGUCACAGGUUCAUGCAUCAUUUUUAAACUUUUAUGCAUUGAAACAUACUGCUACUCAACUUAAAAGCUCUGUAAAUUCUUUAUAUAGACAAACUGUAUAUGUAAUGUUAAGUGUAAAUCUGCUGUGUCAUUUUAUCAAAACAAAAGCGACUACUGAACACCAAAAAUAAAAACUUGUACCAAAUAUGCAUUAGAAUGAUUCUAUAUAUCAUUAAAAAUUAUAUUUGCAUAUUUUACCUGAAUAUGUAUAUUAUUAAUAAAGCUAGGGGAAAUGAAAAGGGUUAUUGUUUGGAAAA
This is a messenger RNA of Merops nubicus (carmine bee-eater), 886 nucleotides long. RefSeq names its product AU RNA binding protein/enoyl-CoA hydratase (gene AUH). Gene Ontology annotation, cellular component: mitochondrion. The annotation marks the transcript as partial. NCBI's taxonomy places the organism in Eukaryota, Metazoa, Chordata, Aves, Coraciiformes, Meropidae. The transcript has 4 exons. The record is from RefSeq and is a predicted model, not a curated record. Gene Ontology annotation, biological process: fatty acid beta-oxidation. Gene Ontology annotation, molecular function: enoyl-CoA hydratase activity.